Molecule: messenger RNA, 12111 nt
Organism: Emys orbicularis (European pond turtle)
Lineage: Eukaryota; Metazoa; Chordata; Testudines; Emydidae
Gene: APOLTP
Exons: 73
Coding region: 1-12111 (4036 amino acids)
Biological process (GO): lipid transport
Molecular function (GO): lipid carrier activity
Source: RefSeq, a predicted model, not a curated record
AUGGCAGAGCGUUCUUCCAUUCACAACGUCUGUAUGCCACCUCCCCGAGAGGUGGAAGAACACAGUGGGCUGAAUUUCCCCAAAGGAUCCAGAUAUAGCUAUAGGUAUUCAACAGCCACCAAUACGUUCCUGCAGGGAAGCAUCUACAAAAGGAGUGGUAUGUCUCUGGAGAGCACAGUGAUCAUUGAAGCCCUAGGAAAGUGCCAGAUGGUCUUAAAAUUGCAAGGUGUACGGAUAAAGACGACCCUGGCAUCCAGAGAGGAGUCUCUGAAGGAAAUGGACAGUUUAAGGGAAGUACUAGAGCAGCAUCCACUUCAUUUUUCUUUCCAUGAUGGGAAAAUUCUGAAGAUCUGCCCCUGGCAGUGGGAACAGGCCUGGGUGCUGAACAUCAAACGGGGCAUUCUCAGCGUUCUUCAGACCUCACCUGCAGCUGCUGGCGGUGGAACUGUUGAAGAGAUGGAUAUUCUGGGAAAAUGCCCAACCAAAUAUCAGCGGAAAGGCUCUCUUGUUUUGAAGACAAAGGACUUAAACCUGUGUUCUCACCGGUAUUCAGGUUUUAUUUCCCUGCAAUCCAUAGCUCUGCCUAAUGUGCUGUCGCAGCAGCAGAUCCUGUCCUCCAAACUGGAAUGCGCUCAGAGCUUUAAGGAUGGAAUCCUGGCAGAGGCCAAAUGCACUGAAUCCAGUCUUGUCACACCUUUCUCUAGGAAGGGCAGUGGGGCGAAGACACAGACACAGUCCUCACUGAAACUACUUCAAGUGGAAGCAGAGCUGUUGUACCAAACAGUGGACUCCAAUGAUCUCUAUGUGAGUAAUAUGCUGUAUGAAAGGGAAGAAAAUGAGAGGCCAUCCACAGGAGAGGAAGUGGCUGAACUGGUGCGGAAGCUCUGCUUAGCACACAGCAUGAGUUUUGAGACUGCAGACCUCUUCAUGACUCUGGUGUUUGAGCUUCGAAGUGUCUCUGCUGAUGCUUUAAUAGGCCUUUGGCGUAGAUCUUCGUUUAAAUGCAGGGACAACUGGCAGCCGCUAGUAGAUGCUCUCCCAUCGUGUGCUACAGAGGCCUGUGUUGUCCUGAUGAAAGAAAUUAUUGUUGCAAAAGAAGUGGAGGAGGACAAAAUGGAAUCUUUCCUUUGGUCAUUGUCAUUCAUUCCUGAGCCCACCACAGGCAUGAUCGACUCUCUUGCUCCUUUGCUGCAGUCACCAGGAGCAAGUCAGAGUGUCUUCUUAGGAAUAACUGCUUUGGUGCAUCACUUUUGUUCAGCUAACAGCGCCUGUGACCGUCUGCCUGCAGUACAGAUGGUGACAAGUAUUCUGGAAGGAUACUUGGGAGGAAACUGCACCUUGCAAGAAUCAGGACUCAGCCAGCUUCAGCUAGUGUUAAAAGCAAUUGGAAAUGCAGGGCUGGCAGCAACAUCUCUAACACCUAUCCUGAGUUCUUGUGCAUCCCUGAGAAGCAACCCCAGUGAAAUCCGCCUGGCUGCCAUACAGGCCUUCAGACGCAUUCCCUGUGCUGCCAAUCGUACUGUAUUAGUCCGUUUAUAUCAAGCAGCCGAUGAUGACGUGGAAAUAAGAAUUGCUUCAUAUUAUAUAGCAAUGAAAUGUCCGAGUGAUGAGCUGUUUAACCAAGUACAACAGACUUUGCAGGAGGAGACAUCCAGCCAAGUGGGUUCUUUUGUUUGGAGUCACCUCUCUCAGCUCCUGGAGACAGAUGAUCCACUGAAGCAACAUCUUAGAGAUUCUCUUCCUGAUGACAUUCUCAGCAGAGAGUUUGACUGGGAGAUAUGGAAAUAUUCCUCAUAUUCAGAUGUCACUUUCCAUUCAGCAACUGCAGGUGCUAAUGUGGAGGCAGCACUGGUCUUUUCUCCUGCAUCUUUCAUCCCACGAUCAACAAUGACAAACUUGACUAUAUACACCCUAGGGCGGGCUAUAAAUCUACUGGAGUUUAACAUACGGUUAGAGAAUGCGGAAGAUCUCAUGCAGAAGAUGGUUGGCCAACACUCUGCUACUUUUAGUGAAUACUUGUUUACAAAUACUGAUGAAAGAAACUCCAAGUCAGAAAAUCCAGUGGAGGCAGCUGGAAAAUCCAAACAAAAGAAGCUGACUUCAAAGAGAGACAGCCGUGAACAUCGUCUUGUGACCAAAGGUGCCAAGCCCAAAUUAAGAAAUGCAAAGCAGAGCUGUCCAGGUGGAAAGUACAAUAAGAUGAGUGAGUUAGUGAAAAAGCCCCUGCUCCUAAAUAACUCUGUACCACUCUGUCAGUUUACUGAAAGGAUGGGGAAAAAGAAGGAGCUGAAAUGCGAACUGAGCAUCAAGAUUUUUGGAAAUGAACUCAGCUUUUUGGACUGUGAGGAUAUAAAGAAGCAAGUGAAACAUUAUUCCCUGAACCUGGCAGAGCUGGCUGUCAAGCUUCUAAAGGGACAAGAGGUCCAGUUUAAUAAAAGACUGAGUCUGGCUACCGAAGAAUUGCUCUUUCCGUCAAUUUCAGGCUUUCAAGUUAGACUGGCUUUAAAUGCAUCAGCAGCAACCAAUAUAAAAAUCAAAGGGAAUGUGGAUUUCAAACAACGAUCAAAUUUUUUCAUAAAUGGAUGUAUCAAACCAAGUGCUUUUAUCCAGAUUUCUGCCCAAAUGGGAAUUGUGGGGAAUUUGGGAAGAGCUGGCUUGAAUUGGGUAACAGGACUGAGGACAUCAACCAGCCUUGAUGGAGGAAUCCAGGUGAAAAAAGGACAAGAACUUAAAGUUUUCUUGAACACCCCCGAAGAAUCCAUGGAGAUAAUCGAUUUCAGCUCCAAAUUUUACCUCACAACAAUGGAUGGGAUGGAAAAUAUUGAAGGUUUCCAAGACCAUAUAGAAACCAAAUCCUGCACUAGUGAGGAAGUGUCCAAGAUUUUUGGCUGGCAGUUGUGUUCUGAAAUGUCUUACCCUGGUAAAACCAGUGGCUUGCCUUUCCCAUUCUCUGGACCAGCAAAAGCAGCUAUGACAUUAAAGAAACAAGAUAGAGGCUUGCAACUGUACCUGAUGGAAGCCGCCUAUAACUAUACUCCUCAGGAGGAUUCUUGGAUUCCAAGUGAAGUUGUCCUUCAUUUCUUUAUUGGGACGCCAAAGUCAGACCUGAAAAGGGAUGUUGGGGUUGACCUCAAUUUUAAUGUCCCACAGAAAAAAUUCAGAAUCAAAUUUAUACAGCCAAAGAAAAAAAUCCAAGUCGAUGGAAAACUUGAGUUAUCUAAGAAUUCACGAGUUGGACACCUGGAGCUGAUACUAGAUGACAAAGAUGUCUAUUACAUUAAGGGAAUGACGGGUUUGCAAACAGGGAGUGGAGAGCAGAGAUACACAACCCAGCUGGAGGUAAAGCUGAUAAAGCAAGGCAGCCCAAUCGUUCUGUCAGGAAACAUCACUAAGCAACUUGGCAAGAAAAUGGCUUUUUCAGUGUCCCUGCAUAAUUUAUUGAAGGAUGCAGCAUUUCUUUCAGUAUUUCUGGAGAAAAAGGUUGAUGAUAAACUGAGGCAGUACUCACUUGAAGGGGAGACCUACUUUCCAGGUAUUCUUGGAUCUCACACCAUUGGCCUGCUGCAGCAACGAGGGAGCCUGUGGUCUAAUGCUCUGAGAAUAAAAUAUGGACUCCUAGGAGAUGCAAAAAAUCUUCGGCAUGAAUGUAAUGCAGGACAGAAAAUUAAAGUGGAGACCAGUUCAAAUGAAGCAUACAAAUUGGAUUUGGGACAUGAGCUUCACUGUACACAGACUCCAUCCUAUAACCACAAGGUUCAUUUGCGGCAUGAAGAGAGUGCAUCUCGGCUCUACUCCCAGCUGGAAGUCAACUACGGCAAACACUGGGAUGAAAUCAACAACAAGAGGAAGCUACUGAUCAGCCAGACAUUUAAAAAUAGUUCAAGUCCAUCUCAGGUCAACUACUUCAUGGAGUUUACCAUGCAAGUCCCAGAAAAGCAGGUGAAUUACAGAACCCAGCUGCAGCACUCACGUACCUCUCAGGGCCGUUCGGAGAGUAGCACCAACUUUAAGGUGCAGUAUAAUGACCGCAUGCCAUUUGUGGCAGGACUGCAGUGGAAAGAUACAUCCAGAAAUUACCUUAGGAAGUGGGAAGGUGCAUUAAACAUGGAUACCCCAUGGCUAUAUCUGUAUGUGGCUCACAAACUACACCAACCUGAGCGAUCUGCUUAUCUGUCUACAAUGGAGCUAACAGCUGGGAAAGCCCUUUCCAUCAAGAACCUCGUGGUGGAAAUGUUCUGUAAAGACAAAGGCAAUGAAAAAGAAGGGAAAAUUCACAUCUAUACACCAACUACUACCUACCUGCGGGCAUCCACAGUCAAUCACUUUGAGAGGAAUGUUCUGCAUAGCUACAGUGAAGUGGUAUCAGUGUGGAACCAGCUCGUGAGGAAUGAGAUUCAUUUGGAGAAUAGCGAGGAAGCCAAGUUUCUUUGCUUUAAGAUAAAGAGUACAAAGCAAGAAUUUAAUUUGUCAGCUGACUAUUUACACCUGCAGGGGCCUAAAAAGACUAACCUCUCCAUGAAGGCUCUAUGGACAGACCAUAAGAGUCUGCCAGUUGUGCUGCAGCUUGAGGGUCAGAUAGAAGAGCUGAAGAAAGAUAAGAUGUUCUACCAGAAACGUGGAACCAUCCAUAUCAGACAUCCAUUUAAACUGCCCAUUCCCCAGAGCUUCCUUCUCCAGGAGACAUUUACUGUAGACAAAAAGCAAAAACACUACUUCUUGGAGACUAAAAUUUUGAUAAAUGGGCUGGAUGAAUCAGUUCAAACCUUUACACUUGGCUACCAAGCUGAACAUCCCUAUAUUUGUGCUGGCUUAGCUCAUCCUUAUAACAGCAAGAUUUUCCCCCAAAAUGUCGAACUAUGUGCCUUAACCCGAUGUCACCAAAGUGCAAAGCAUGAGAUCGAAGCUAUUCUGAAAGUCAAUAAGAAAGAUGCCGUCAGGCUUCUGGGCAAGUACCAGAACAAAUCCAGUGAGACGCAUUUCAGACAUCUCUUACACAUGGACAUGACUCACUCGUUCCAGCUCAAGUUUCCACAAGCACUGGCCCUGAAUGGAGAACUCUUUUCUGCGCAAACCAAACUGGAAGUCUUUGACUAUGGUGUGAAUAUAAAAGCCACCAUCAACAGAAAUGAAUCUUCACAGUUCAUUGCUCAACUAAAUGGAUCAAAUACUCACUUUGGAUUUUCUUCCCGGUUUACUCAUCCAUAUCAGUCAAAAUUCCCCCAAAGCUUUCAGGCCCAUGCAGCUGUUAAGAGUUAUGGUGAGAACAGUCUCAAUGGAUCACUUUACCUUCAUUCCAGUGGAAAGGAUCUGGUGCUGCUGGAGGUUGAUAUGAGCAAGGAGACCAGAAAGAACAGCAGGAUUAUUGGAGUGAGCGCUCUCCUGCAUCAGGCAAUUUUGACAGAACCAGAGUCUGUACAGCUGCAGCUAAUGGGCAAAGUAUCUCCAUCAAGACUUCUAUUAUCUUCUGAGCUGAAGCGAAAUGAGAACAGGCUUCAUCUAGAUUUUGUGGGAGCUAUGGAGCAGAAAGUUGGUCUUGUCCUGUCCCUGAAUGGGAAAGUCCAACACAACAUUGGAGGUUUGAAGGUGGUACCACAGCUCUUUUCUCUGAAUGGAUCUCUGAAGCGCAAGAACAACAUUCAUGAAGGUAACAUUAGUGUGAUGAUCAACAACGCACUGUAUGGGCUGCAUCUCAGGAACAGAAAUGUAUUUGGGAAUAUCAGCCUGCACAAUAUCACUUUCACAUUGACUCAGAACGGCAGCCAGGCAAUCCCAAUGGAAGCAAAGUUAAAAGGACACCUGGAGCUCAAUAAAGGGAUCAAAAGGGGUCUAGCCAGCUUCCAGGUGGAUGAGCAAGCUCUCUAUGUAGAUGUUUCCAAUGUCAUGAAUCAGGAACAAAGAGGAAUCACUGGGACUCUCAUACAUAACAUCAGCUCUUUAAAAAAUGCAGGAUUUCCUAUAGCUGGCACUAUCACUGCCAUGUACGACCAUGUCAUUGCCAACCACACUGUUACUAUAGCCUUACAGAGUGGCAGCGAAAGGAUUGCUGCUGCAUUUGGAGUUGAGAGACUGUCCUUAGAAUCUCCUAAGUCCCAACUAACUGCAAGUUUGAAGCACAACAUCACAAAGCUAAAAAAACAUGGGAUCCCUUUUACUGUAGAAGGUGUCUGCUAUUACCAGGUCAAUUGCAAUGGAGAAUCUACCACUAAUCAGCUUUCUGGUCAUUGCAAUGGAGAGGUUGCCAGCCGUUUAUAUGAGACUCCAGCAAGAGUUUCACUUAAUGGGUCAGUGUUCACCAGCAACUCUACGGCCAACUUCAUUGGACAUGUUUCUUCCGGUGAUGCCUUCAUCCGCUUGCACCUCCAUGCCACCUCUGGCCUCCAGCACACUGUAGAGAUUGGCUUCAAGCAUUCCUUGCCUCAGCUUCAGUCUCUGGGCAUAGCCAAAGAGAACCAACUGAAGAUGUCAGCGGUAAGAGGAGAUAAGUAUAAGGGCCUGCUGGAUAUUGUCCUUGGACAGUGCACUUUCAAAGCAGAUGGAGAAGUGAGACCAGCAAGCAAUGAAACAGAUAUAGAAUGGACAGUUACUCUGAUGAAUACGUGUGUCACCCUUCAGAAGGUGGGAUUACCUCAGACUCUAGUCACUUGGGGCUCGUUCAUUGUGAACACCUGCAAUAUUAGCUUAACAAUAAACCUCCAGUGCGAUGGCAAAACAGCUGAUGUGCAAAUAGAUAGCUCCUGUGGACACAAACACGCUUUCCAAGGAAUGUUGAGGCACUCAGUCCCCCAGCUCAGUGACAUAGGGCUGCCUGCCGAAAACUCCGUCCUACUUUCUGCAGCUAAAGGAUCCACCGUUGAAGGCAUUUUGUUGCUACAGGCUGGUGAAUGCAAGCUCAAGGCUAGAGGAGAUCUACAGACCCAGAAUAAAACUGAAUGGACACUGGAGACAGAAAUGGAAUGUCAGCUUCUGCAGGAUCUCAAUAUCCCGGUUCAGUCGCAGCUCAUUGGAUCUAUUCAGAGGGAUGGCUGCCAAGCAGAACUUCUCUGUACCCUCAAAACAGAUGGCAAGUCUGCCCAUCUGAAAGUGAGAACAGAGUGCCAGCCAAAGGUCACAGUGGAAAUUGAAUUCAGGCACGAACUGCCUCAGCUGAAGGAAAUACCAGGAGAAAACAAGUUGUCCAUCACGGCAGAAAAAGAGUUAAAAUAUAGUAUUGACAUAGAAUUGAAAUCAGGUACUUGUGAACUUCAAGCCAAUGGGGACCUUCAAGUGGAAAACAAACUUCAAUGGAAAAUGCUUAUGGAGAACAAAUGCAAAACAAUGCAGGAGCUUGGAACACCAAUAAAAAUUGAUGGAUCAGGCUACAUCCUGAUAGAUAGAAUGAACCUAGAUUCACAAAUAUUAAUAAUUGUCGAUAAAAGUACAUUACAGGGCCUUCUUAUACUAAAAGCCACUAAUGACAAACAAGAGCUGGAUGCCCUGAUAACUCAUAAUAUUCAAGGAGCCAUUGACCUUGGCAUUCCUGCAAGAACAUUAGUGGAUGUGACUUCAGAAAAAAAUGGUGACCUCUAUAAAAGAUUCAUUCAGUUUAGUGUGGACGGCAAACAAAUUACAGAAGAAUUGAGCUUUAUUCGGAAGCUGGACCAUGUGUCUAUUAACUACAAGCUCACACAUAACAUAGAGGCACUGAAGGCACUGAGAAUAGAAGACAGGAUUGAGUUGCAGCCAAAGGAGGCUCAGGACAUUGGGGAUGACACUGAAACAGGCACAGAUCAGGAAGUUACAUCUCCUGCUCACAAUUCCUCCUCCUCCUCGGACGAAGCAAUCAUGCAACCACCGCUGACCUCGGCGGAUGGCUUCAGACAGUUCCAGGAACUGUUUAGGUGGAUCACCCAAAGCCAGGAUAACCUGUUGGAGGAAGUUCAGACAAACCAGCACAAACUGGUGUUCACACUGGGCAUGAUCAUUCCAGCGCUGCAAAAGUUUGACUGGUUUUCUGCCCUCAACCUCCAAGAUGCUUAUUUCCAUAUUACCAAACACCCCGCUCACAGGAAAUUCCUGCCAUUCACAGUAGGACACGACCACUUCCAGUACAGAGUAUUACCAUUCAGCCUGUCCACUGUGCCAAGUGUCUUCUCCAAAACUCUAGCAGCAGUAGGAGCACAUCUACGCAAACAAGGGAUAAUGUUCUUCCCAUACUUGGACGAUUGCCUUCUCAAAGGUCCAACUCAACAAGAAGCACUGGACACAGUCCAGAUGACGAUCAAACUAUUCAGGGAUCUAGGGCUACAGAUAAAUGAACGAAAAACUACUCUAAUCCCUGUUCAACAACUGUUGAUCUGGGCACAUCUAAAUGCCAUAGAGGCCAAGGCAUCCCUACCUCUGAACAGAUUCAUAAUGCUGACAAACCUCAUCUCGGAGAUCAGAGCUACCAUUGACCUGAAAGAUAGCAAGAGUUUCAGUAUCAAAACACUCUAUGGUUCUUGCCUGAUGGUUCUGGGAGGACAAAUCCAAAAGACUGAGGCAAGAACUGACUUGACUGGGAAUUUCCAGCACAAUUGGCCACGGCUGACACAACUUGGAGUCUCAGCAUCAAUCCAGAUGGUUGUAUCCCUUCAAAGAUUAAAUUCCACUCAAGAGAGACGUGUGCAAAUUAUGGCUGGACAAACAUCAGUCACGUACACAGUUAACUCUCGUUACGUUGGCCAGCAAAUGGAAAUUUUCUGCCAAAGUGUACAUAACAGUGAGGCACUACUGACAUUUGGCUACCCUAAGGCGACCAAUCUGACUCUUGUGUUACAGAAACUAGAAAACAAAGCCAAGACAACCUUUGAAAUUCAAUAUGAUGACAAAUAUAUAACUCUGAAUAUGGAUGUUGUUACUGACUUUGAACUGUAUGAUACGUUUGAACUGAUGGCAGAGGUAAAACAUUCAAUAACUGUUCUCAAGCAUCUGGGACUUCCCUUCAUGAUUAAGAUAGCAUUCCUCGAAGUCCUGACUGCAAAUGAAAUUGAAGGCUCUCUGAAGUUGACCUGUGAACCAAAUACAAACCUCUCAGUCACCAUCACUGUGAAAAAUGAACAGCAAAGUGAAGAACUGAAUAUAAAAGCCCUACAGAAUGUCCCCUUCCUUCUUCAAUACUUCCCCAGCACAGCUGAACUUUCUUCAAAGUUAAAAAUUCUUCCAAGGCAGCUUGUGUUCAUGACGGUUUACCAAAAAAGUAACAGAACUCAUUUGUUGAGACACAUUGUGCUGUGGGACUGCAAGGAGGUAAAAGUAACAGGCACUUAUACUGGACUCUUCCCAAAGUUAUCUGGAGGUCAUGACAUUAAGGUGGAGUUUUUCCAUCCUCUCUCCAUCCCUUUUCCCUGGCAUUCCAAGGUCAACCUGUAUGUGGAGCAUUCACCACACAAUCAUCAGGAUGACAUCACCAUUGGUUGGAACAACAAGGACCAGGUAUUAGUUUCAUCUUCCCUGAAAUUUGGAAAAGAGCAUGUAAAGUACCGAGCCACUGUCGUGCACCCAUUUAAUUUCACCUUGAGGCAACUGGAGGUCAGUUCCCUGUCUGAAAGAAAAGGUGGAAAGUACAACCAGCAGAUACAGCUCACUUGGAAUGGUGGGCAGCCUGCUGACUUCAAAAUUACUUUGGAAGAUAAAUCUAAGUUCAACAUCACCCUCUGGGAUGCUUGUGUGGCAGUUUCUUCGGGUCAGCUUCAGAAAGUAUUAACUGUAGGAAGUCUUCAGGCAUGUGGGUCUAUAAAACAAGCAACAGUCUUGUUUACUGAAUAUCUAGAUCUGGACUGGGAUGGAAAAAAAAUCUCACAGAAUUUGACAUAUGAGAGAAACAGACCAUUGUAUCCAGAUAAAAUUCAGUUAGAAGCCACUUUGGAAAAUGUUUUUCUGACCUCGUGCAGCAAGCAACAUAUGCUGGGUAAAAUAGAAACAGACUUCUCAACUUGGCUGGAUAAUUACAUGAGUCUUGCACUGUGUGACCUUCCAAAUGUAAUUAUUCUCUCUGGAAGGCAUCAGCUCAACAGAGGAGAUAUCAUCCUGCAGUCAGAAGGCAGACUCCACCAUACUGGUGAUGGCAGAGAGGAUGGGGUGCUCACAGUAGCCUUAAAGAAUAACAGCACAGCUAAAGUGAAGAAAUAUUUGAUGGAAUUUGAACUAAAAGCAUCUGAGGAUAUUUGGCUAGGCCUGACAGGAACUGCUACUUCCUCAGCUGUUCAAAGCCAAGUCCUGAUGGAGGGAAAUAUUGAUCAAAAAGAGAAAGUAAAAGUAACUGCUUCUAAAGGAAAGGAGUGUCAUCAGUAUUACAUGGGAUAUGUAAAGGGGGACUUGGAGGAAGGAAUAGAGCUCACUGCAUGUACUGAUGGACAACAGAUGGCUACCAUUAAUACUUAUCUCAGCGUUAAUGGCAUAAGGCAAGAAAGAAUUGGACAAUUGACCCUAACUGCUGUUAACCAGAGCUUGAGUUUGGUGGCUCAUGGGUGUGGAGAUCCAGUAGUUAAAGUUGAGAAUAAACUUAAUGAAAUUGGGUCCCACUUUAAAGCCAAACUCAUGGAGAAGAUCAAGAAGUUUGAUGAAUCUGUUUGGAAAUUCAGGAGAUCAGUGCAGCAAAUUGAUUUCCUGUAUGAAGCAGCUGGUUGGCCUUUGAAAGCCUCCCAAGAGAUUGCCGGAAUCCUCCAAAAUGGGGGGAAAGCUGUCGCCCAGAUGUGGAAGCAGAGUGGAAUCAGGCAAACCCUGAGGAAUAACCUCCCACUUUACUUGGAAAAAAUUCAAGACACUGUCCAGCAAAUGCAAAAUGAACUUCAAAAGCCAUUAGCAACUCUGAAGGAUGCCUACUAUGAUGUGACUUUGAAGCCACUGGACGAAGUUUGGCAAGAGAAAACAGAGGCAUAUAUGAAGAAAAUCCAGGCUUUUGUGCCCAGUAUUGUAAAGGAUGUAUGGUUAAUGGAACCAAUCCAGGUGACAUUAAGAGCCAUGAAAACAGGCUUGGAUAUGGCAACACACCAGAUGCUGAGGUGGGCAGAAGCCAAGUUUUCCAGAGCUGUGAGCAAGAUCCGAAAGCCUUUAUCAAACCUGUACAGUUUUUCAGCCAGGAACUGUUCAAUGGCAGUGAAACUGCCAAUGCUGCCUAAAGGAGACCACUCUGUGGACCUGGCAAACAUCACUAACUACCUCAUUGAAGAAAAGCUAAUGAGGCCCCUCAGGGACCUCUACAACAUCAACCCAGUAGCUGAGUAUUAUAGAAUCAAACAGAGGAUGAUGGAGAGUCCCUUUGAAUAUCAUGCUGUGCUGAUGGGCAAAAAGCACUUUAGGACUUUUGAUGGAAGAAUGUAUGAUCUGACAUCGAAGUGCAGUGUGCUUCUUGCCAAGGAUUUUGUUCACAAUACCUUUACUGUAGUGCUGAACCAGGAGAGUAAUGGCUUGAGAUCAUUGCACGUGGAGAUGAACCGGACUACCAUUGAUAUCUACCCAGGACUGAAGACAUACAAGAUGUAUAAUUUUUCCCUGAUGGAAGAGAACUGCCUCAGUCUGGAUCAGUCCCUUGAAAAGAACGGCAUCACCGUGAGAAAAGCAGCUAACAGAAUAGAAGUAUUGAAUGAGAAUGGAAUUUCUGUCUCCUGUGACUUUCACUAUGAUCUCUGUACUGUUACCCUGGAUGGAUGGCAUCAUGGUGUAUCAGCUGGUCUUUUGGGUACCAAUGAUAACGAAGCUGGAAAUGAAUGGAUGCUUCCCAAUCACUCCUACACUGAUAGCGUGAAGGAAUUCACACGGAGCUGGCAGGUGAGCAGUCACUGCAGCUACGUACAGAAGAAGGUGAAACCGUGUUCCAUCACAGCUAAGCAAAAAGUUUGUAAAGUGUUUUUUCAAGAACCCCACUCUCUUCUUAGGAACUGCUUCAAAGUUGUGGACCCUGAGCUGUUCUACAGCAUGUGCGUGUAUGAUGCUUGUGACUCCAGUGAGUUGGAAGCUGCCUGCAACUUGGCAGCUGCAUUUGUCCACUUGUGCAGCAGGAAUUUUGUCCCCUUGGAAAUUCCUUCUCAAUGUGAUAUUAUAGAUAACAGCGUCCUUCUUGAACUGUAUGUGCUGUUUAUUGACUACAGUAGAUAG